AUGAAGGAGCCAAGCAGGAUUGGUGACCGUUCAACCAGUGAUGUUGUUGUCCGACUCCGAACACAGGAAGGCCGAGAUGAUUGGUUUUAUUGUCAUUCUCCUAUCUUGGUAGAAAAGAGCAAAUAUUUUGCCGACCGCCUUUCUGAGAACUGGCCUACAUGCCAGAUCCUUGACUCACGGAACUGUGUGGAAGUGUACUGCCAAGAAUCACAAUUUGAUCACCAUGUCAACUUUCUACGACUUCUCUAUGUUGUUAUACAUGGUUCAUUGGAAGACAUAUGGCAUGGUGUGAAGAAUGCCCUUGGCAUUCUGCGUGUGGCUGUGGAACUUGGGUGCCCACAAAUUGUUGCUGCUUGUGUGAACUACUUGGAAGCAAUGCCUUGGGAAGAAGCUGAGGAGGAGGAAAUCCUAAAAAUCAUACCAGGCAUGGGACUGAAAGCACAACCAAUUCUUGCCCGUGUCCAACCAGUCAAUCCAUUGGCUGUACUGAAGAUUUUUAUGUCAGCUAUUAAAUUUGCCACGUCAUCACCUCCGUCGCCCAUGAAUGAUCUUAAAAUUUCUACACAAGAGCAGCUCGAGUACAUGCUGACUGAAGAUGAUGAUGCCCCUCUAUUAACAGCUGAUGAGGAGGUCAAACUUGAAGUAAAAGAAUGUGUGAAGGGACUGUUCACCAGAUUUAACAAUAUGUUAGAAGCUUUGUUAUGUGAGCCUGUGGAAUCAGCUUAUGAAAAAUGGAAAAUGCUAUCUUUUCAAUCAUAUCUAUCAGAUUUAUCAUGGGCUUGUCAGAUAUUAAAUAAGUUGGAGAUCAUGAAGGAAUUUGUCAAUAGCUGGGUAGGUGCAUCAGAUAAGAUGGUUUUGGUUGUUGAGCAAGCUAGUUCAGUAGCUGAAAUUGUUGAGACAAAGUUGAAGGUUGUAGAGGUAGCAGCAAAGGUUUUGGAAGCAAUAGGAUAUGGCAAUGUUAUUCUGCCUGCUGCAAAACGGCUUCACAUGGUGAAGGUUUGGCUUCCAUUUGUGAGGGUGACCAAACCAUUAAUUGAUUCUGCCACAACUAAUGGCGAUGAUGCUCCAGAACUGAAGAUUGAUGGUGAGCUGUGGCAGUCCUUAGAAUCCACAUUUGUUUCUAUGGUUCUCGCAUUGCCAUCAGAAGACCAGGCAGAGAUUUUGACAGAAUGGUUAGGAAAUGAGCAUUUUCACUAUCCAGACUUCACCGAGGCAUUUGAGGUGUGGUGUUACAGGUCCAAGGUUGCAAGGAGAAGGUUAGCAGACAUACUGGGCAACCACGGCAUGGCCGAUAAUACACUUUGA
This is a messenger RNA of Dovyalis caffra, 1305 nucleotides long. The record is from the annotation of a GenBank genome assembly. NCBI's taxonomy places the organism in Eukaryota, Viridiplantae, Streptophyta, Magnoliopsida, Malpighiales, Salicaceae.